AUGAUUUCUUCUCAAAGAUGGGACACUGAGUCUGAGGAUGGUUGGAAUAUCGUUAAAAGAAAGAAAAAAAUACAAAAUUUUGUACCAAAACAUAAAGAAAUAAUACAAAACAAAAAUACUUUGAAUAAUAAUGAAGCUCACUAUAACAGAUUUGUAUACAAUUUUAUCAAAGAUGGUGAUAUUGAUAUUUUGUCUUCCACAAGUGAUGAAACCAAUUCUGAUCUUGAGAAUAUAAGUAUAAGCAAUAAUCAUAACAUUACUGAAGAAUCAAAAAUUAUAAAAGCUAAGCUUAUUGACACAAACACAAAUGACCUGGUUUUCUCAAAUUCAACAUUGAAAGAUACUGAAGUUUUACAACUCUCUAAAUCUUUUGAAAGACCAAAUCAUGAUACAUUUAAAAAAAACAUUAAAUCUUCAUGUAAAUCAAAGGAAAACAGCACCAAAGACUGUAUAAGGAAACUUUUUUUUUUGCCACAAAUGCCUUCCUUAUGGUUGCGUAUAUCCUUUUAUACAAAGAAAUUUGAAAUUCGACAAAAUCAUAGUAAUAAUGACCAUCAAUUAAGUUUUGAAGAAAUAUUGGUAAUUUUUGUAAUAUUCUUUUUUUUAAGUUUAGGUGUUUGGAAAUUUUUCAAUCUGAUUAUGAUAGUAUUAUCUAAAAAUUUUAGUUUUAUUUCCAGUAAAGAAAAAGGUUUGUCAGAUUCAAAAAUGUCAAGUAAAAUAAUCACAACUUUCAGUUGGGAAAUUGAUUUAAAAAAUAUACAAACUUAUAAAAAAAUAUGCAUUGGAACAGACGAUGAUAACACUAUAACUACUUUUACUUCUUCUUCUAUUAGCGAGAACCUGCCCGAUGAUAAUAAAGACAUUGUAUCCUUUGAGAGUAAACUUUAUAUAUCCACCGUUCCAAUAAAAUAUAGGACCACAAGUAAACAAAUAAAAAAUAUUUGGAAGCCACAAGGUAAAUAUCUUAUUGAUUUUGAUACACAAAGUAUAUAUAAAAUCGACACCAUUAGUAUUAUGUUAAAUUUCUACAAAAAAUUAAUUAGAGAAAGCAAAACGCACUACGAUCAAAUAAAACUAUUAUUUGAAAAAGAAAUUAAUAAAGACGUGAAAAGAUGGUCUGUUUUAAAAAAUCACAUUGAAACUAUAAGAAACACUGCUAAAGAAAAUAUUAAGACAAUCAACUGGAAAAAAAAAUUUUGGAUUGACUAG
Molecule: messenger RNA, 1209 nt
Organism: Arxiozyma heterogenica
Lineage: Eukaryota; Fungi; Ascomycota; Saccharomycetes; Saccharomycetales; Saccharomycetaceae
Exons: 1
Coding region: 1-1209 (402 amino acids)
Source: RefSeq, a predicted model, not a curated record